UUAAUUAUUUAAGUAUAUGUAUCAAUUCGCAUCAUGAAAUUAUAAAAGUUUUCCCACCUCUCCUCCACUCUUCCUCAUCUCCUACUGCUACUAUUGCUUGAUGCUUCAGAAGUUAAAUUGGAUUCUUUAAUUUUUUGUUUAUCUCCUCUCUCUCUCUCUAAGUCUUUGUUUUCUCCUGAGAUUUGUCGACUGAUUUGGAGAAGCAAUUGAUGGCAACUACUGCAGGUCCAAGUUCUGACAGUAACUACAACAUCAAGAAUAUACAGGUGGACGAACGAUCUGUAGAAGAAAGGGCAAUAGAUGAUUGGCUACCAAUCACUUCUUCAAGAACUGCGAAAUGGUGGUAUUCAUCUUUCCAUAAUGUAACUGCUAUCGUUGGAGCUGGAGUUCUUAGUCUCCCUUAUGCCAUGUCUCAACUGGGAUGGGGGCCUGGAGUGGCAGUCUUGGUCAUAUCUUGGAUUGUUACUCUCUACUCUUUGUGGCAAAUGGUAGAAAUGCAUGAAAUCGCACCUGGAAAACGUUUAGAUAGGUAUCACGAGCUUGGACAGCAUGCUUUCGGGCAGAAGCUUGGCUUGUGGAUUGUGGUGCCUCAGCAGCUAAUUGUUGAAGUUGGAGUCGACAUAGUUUACAUGAUUACCGGAGGCCAAUCACUCAAGAAGUUCCAUGAUUUGGUUUGCCAGGACUGCAAAGAUAUCAGGCUUACAUAUUUUAUCAUGAUCUUUGCCUCUGUCCACUUUAUACUCUCCCAACUUCCCAGCUUCAAUUCAAUCUCUGGUGUCUCUUUGGCAGCAGCAGUUAUGUCCGUGAGUUACUCGGCAAUUGCAUGGGGUGCCUCAGUCGACAAGGGCGUGCAACCUGACGUGCAAUAUGGGUAUAAACCCGGGAGUACAGCUGAUACUGUUUUUGACUUCUUUAGUGCCUUGGGGAUAGUUGUUUUCGCAUACGGUGGUCACAAUGUCGAGAUGGAAAUUCAAGCUACUAUGCCUUCAACACCGGAGAUCCCUUCAAAGGUCCCUAUGUGGAGGGGAGUAAUUGUUGCUUACAUAGUUGUUGCUCUAUGCUACUUCCCUGUUGCUAUCAUCGGGUACUGGACUUUCGGCAAUACGGUAGCCGACAAUAUUCUGAUCACCCUAGAGAAACCUAAAUGGCUUAUUGCCAUGGCUAACAUGUUUGUUGUAAUUCAUCUCAUUGGUAGCUAUCAGGUCUACGCAAUGGCAGUUUUCGACAUGAUGGAAACUCUGCUCGUAAAGAAACUGAAGUUCAGACCAACUUGGCGUUUGCGCUUCAUUUCAAGGAGUACUUACGUUGCUUUCACGAUGUUUAUUGCCAUCACCUUCCCUUUCUUUAAUGGGCUUCUUGCAUUUUUCGGAGGAUUUGCUUUCGCACCAACCACAUACUUUCUACCGUGUAUCUUAUGGCUUGCGAUCUGCAAACCAAGGAGGUUCAGCUUGUCUUGGUUCACCAAUUGGGUCUGCAUAAUCUUUGGGGUUCUUCUGAUGAUUGCUGGACCCAUUGGAGGGCUAAGACAGAUUAUACUCCAAGCCAAAACCUAUAAAAUCUACGGUUCUACUUGAUAGGCGUGGAUGGAACUAGGUAUUAGUAUUAUCUCAUGUUUUUUUUCUAAUUUUGCGUUAUUGUUGCUCUGUAGAGUAAAAUUAAAUUAAACCCUUUGUAGUCUUCGUUGUGACUUUUUCAGUAGAGAUAUGCAUAUGUUUGUGUGCGUUCAAGGUUUUGUACUGUGAGAAAGGAUCACAAACAUGGAGCCAGAGCUUAUGCAAUAGCAAACGGCAACCAAGCUCCAAACUGAAAAUGUUCUUAUAAAUUUGUAUGAACAAUUCAAGUGCUGGAAACUCAGAUAUAGUGUUUAAAUUCGUAUUUUAAGUGUUUUGUUGUAUUUUAUGGAGAUAGAGGAAGAAAAACAAAAAUAUAUAAGUAUGUAUUAGAGAUAAUAUGUAUGUAUGGAUUUG
Sesamum indicum (sesame) is the source of this 1967-nucleotide messenger RNA. RefSeq names its product lysine histidine transporter 1-like. The record is from RefSeq and is a predicted model, not a curated record. Lineage: Eukaryota; Viridiplantae; Streptophyta; Magnoliopsida; Lamiales; Pedaliaceae.